Podarcis lilfordi (Lilford's wall lizard) is the source of this 34988-nucleotide messenger RNA. The record is from the annotation of a GenBank genome assembly. NCBI's taxonomy places the organism in Eukaryota, Metazoa, Chordata, Lepidosauria, Squamata, Lacertidae.
GCGCGCGAGCGCCAAAGAGAGCGCCUGUGGCGGCCGGGCGAUCGGGUUGGGGUCACGAGGGCGGCGGCGGGGGUUUGAACCGUCCAAUGGGGGAGCGGCGUGCGGCGUGCCGGGGGCGGAGCCGGAAGUCGGCCUGCGCGUCCUGGAGCUGCAGCUGUUCGUCGGCGGCGCCGUGCCGCUGUGGUGGGAGUUCCUGUCCUCGCGCGGCGGCGGCGGCGGCGGCGCCCCAACGGUGCCAAGGUCUCCAUGGCAGCACCAGCAGCCUCUGCAGCUACCGCCGCCUCAUCCACGGCUUUGAGGACGUCGUGAGGCGGCGGUUGCGAAGCCGCUUAAGAACCCCAUGGUGAGCCGCGGGCAGGAGGCUGAGGAAACGGCGGCUGGGAGCGUUGCUUGGGGUGGGGAGUGAGGGCAAGGCGAAGGAGGAGGAGGAAAAGGAACGGUGCAAAUCAAGUAAAAACCACCAAGCAUCUACCAAAGUGGAUUUCAAUUGCUGCAGCGAUCAGAUAAAUCAUAUAAGUGGUUUGCCAAGACCACCUGCAAUUUCUAAGUCAUCCAUUGGAGGGAGGGCAAAGAGUGUGGGAACCACCGCUUCAGCUGUUGUGGGACUUCCAAGACCUAUCUUCACUAACCACUGGCCUUGCAUAUUGUGUCUGAUGGGAAUUACAGUCCAACCGUAUCUGGAAGGGCACACACGUUUGUUGAGGCUGAUGGAAUUGUAGUCCAAAACAUCUAGAGGCUUCAGAUUGACAAUGGUACAUGAGUUAGUUCUCAAGAGAUGGGGAGGCUGUGGACUCCCAGCUUUUCAGCAUUGGACAGCAUGGGCAAUAGUUAGUGACUGUGGGAGUUGUAGUCCAACAAUAUCUAGAGGCCCUUUGGGGUGUAAGCAUAUACUGGUCCUUGGUACCUAAAGUAGACUGUGCUAAUAGCCUAAAUAUAAAUAUAACUAUCUGGGCUUGAGGCUAAUAAAUGGGUAGCUUGUGAGAAGCACAGAGUUAUGUAGAUAACAGUAUGAAUGUUCAGUCAGUUGGUUCUGGAUUCACUGCUGUAGCUGUGUACUGGAAACAAGAAUGCUUGCUGUUUUAAAUUAGUGGCUUCAUUUUAUUUUCUAGGUUUUCCCCUUCUUUCAGGAGUGGAGUAAUUGUCACAACUCAAAAAAACGCAUCACCAGAAUCUGACACUCUCCUGCUAACUGUAUGUAAUUGUACCACGUAGCAUAAGUUAGCCAUAGUGCAAACUUUUAAGAGGGGGUUGUCUACACAUGAUGAGGGCAGCAAGAAUGGAAUGUAUGCUAGGCUAUAUGUAUUCAUAGAUGGUCACUAGGGAAGUUAUCACAACACUCUAGUAGUCAUUAAAUGGAGGCAGGGAAUGGCGUGUACACUUUGUGAAGGUAUGUACUGAGGUAAGGUACAAACAUAGUUUAAGAUGUAAAGAGUUUUCUAUACAGAGUUUCUAUUCCAGGCAUGUACUCAUAGUUGAAAUACAAUGUUUUGGGUUAAUCCUAGAAAAAUAAGGGGUAUUUAGUUUAGCGUCUGUGUUCCAGAGUGUUUUAUUGAGUAGUUUUAAAAAAAAUGAAAUCAAGGUGAGCUGGAGCACGCACAGUCGCUUGAUUAGCAUAUUCUCAAAAUCUCUUGGACACACUGCACAAGAUCAUAAGAUGCUCUUUGGAGACAGUGAUCUGGUUUGGAGGCAAUGUAGUUUAGCUGUUAAACCUUAGCAUGGGGUGGGAAUUUUCGGUGCUCCAGACAUUGCUGAAUUACAACUCCCAUCAGCCCCAGUAAAAAUGGUCAGGGAUGAUAUGAGUUAUAGUUCAGCAACAUUUGAAGGGAUAGAGGUUCCCCACAGCUGCUUUUGCAUGAUGAGAAUAAACAGCAGUGAGCCUGAGACUUGCAUGCUCCCCUGCCUUGUCUAAGAAUUUGGAAGCUUCUGCAGCUUGAUUUGUCAUCUAAACUAACAAACUGUGGAUAAUUUCAACUAUGGGUUGUUCAGAAUAAGUCAACUUCAAACCAUGGAGGUGACUUGUUAAAACAAACCAUAUUUAAACAAUCACAGUUAAGUGACACACUAACUAUGAACAACGUAUUUUUUAAAAAAGCCACAGUUUCCAGACUCCCUUUAAACUUGUUUUAAAUUCCUUUGUACGUUGGUCAGAUGGCUAUGUGAUCAAGUGGGCUUCAAAGCAGUUGCAUGUUCCUACCCAACAGAGCUACACGUCCUGGUUUUUUUAUUAAAAAAAACUUGGGUCCAAGGAACAGUUGUUAUUUCCGGUCUACUUAUUCACAGGUCCUUUUUCCAUUGUAUUGAAUGCCCUUUCCCAGUUAACGGAGAAGAACCAUGAAGAGCCGCUCCACAACUCCCCCUUUGCACGUCCAUGUGGAUGAAAAUACCCCUGUCCAUGUCCAUAUUAAAAAGGGUCAGAAAACACCACCACCUGCAAAAUCCCAGGUAUGAGUGUGCAGCUGGGUGUUUGUAGGGGCUCUGUCAUGAAAGCCCCAGCCCCCAGAAGCACCAGUGAAAACCCAGCCCUCUUCCUACCUUGCAAAAGAAGAGCAGGCCCAAAUGGUUUGUUUGCUUUACUUUGUAGCUCUUGUCACAAUGUGUAGAUGUAGAAAAUUGGCUUUUUUUCUUUUUUUUUACUGCUCUGGCUUGUGUUCAUGGGUGCCAUAUCUUCCUGCUGAAAGACUGUUUUUGUUUAGUGCUUCCUUCAAAAUCAAUACCACUUCCUCUCAUUAAUACAAAUUUCUAUUUGAAGUCUUAUACAUUAAUUAAGGAAAUAAUUAGGGUGGGGGUAGGAUGGCAAGUGUCAUGGUAGGAAGGGGAUUUUUUCCAAACUGUGCUGAAAUUAACAUAUUUGUCCAGUUUACAUUUCAUGGUAAACCAAAUUUGGUUUGUUUUGCUCCUCUUUGCUAGUGCACAGUCCUCGGUGCACCAGCAGCGGUUUAGUCAUGCUGGCCACUUGACCCAGAAAACUGUUUGCGGACAAACUCUGGUUCCCUUGGCCUGAAAAGCGAGUCGAGCACUACACCCCAUAGUUCCCUUUGACUGGACUUAACUGUCCAUGGGUCCUUUACCUUUACCUAGUGUAUGAAAAAAGCAAACUGUGGUCCUUACCAAGGAUGGUGGUUUGCUUUCCUCAAAUGACAGUCAGUAAGCUAAGAACGAACUUCGGCUUUAUCCAUCAAGAUUUAUGGAGACCCAAACAAAGCAAGAAAGCUGGUUCAGCAAAUGCUGGGCUAUUGAUUUGUUUCUCCCCAGUGCUUGUGGGGAGAGGAAUAGUGGGUGCAAUGAACUCAUGCCCUGUAAACCAUCCACUGUCUGGCAACUUGGGUACUCCAAACCAGCAGAAACAGUGGAACCUAUGCAUUUACCAUGGAGAAUGAAAAUUGUAUAAUUCCUUAAAAACGUUACACCCCGCAGCUGAAGAGCAAACCAACAGUUAAUUAAUCAAAAACUGUAAGCCCACAACUUAGGUGGGAGGUUACAUUCUGGGGGUCACACCUAAAGUCAAAAUUGUGUAUAGUCAAAACCCAUUAGGUUCAAUGAUGGGUGGGAUUACCAAAGUCAUUUUUCCUGGAGCCCCACCCACUUUCUGCCCCUUUUUAAAUUUAAUUUAUUCCCCCCCCCCCACCCCAUGUAUGUAAAGUUGAACAUGCACAAGUUAAAUGUGUGUAUGUUGUGGGCUUUAAUUAACAGAGCUGCCCAAAUGGGUGCAGUUGAGUUGAGUUUAAUGCCCUUUCAAUUUUAGCACAUUCCUAUGCCCAAAGCACCUUGUUGAAUCUUUCUUAACACAUGCAAAUAUUGUGGGCCACAGGAGAAUUGUAAUUUCAUCUAGUCAUGUGAAACACCUUCUGUUGUCUUUCUAAGAGUUGGUGUCUUGUCUGUGAUUCUGUUGUCUACAUACAUGCGUUUUGGCCCGAGGCCUUUCAGCAGUAAAGGUCACUUUCAAAGAUGUAUUGCAGCCUACCCAUUCAGCAGCUUCAGGUUCCUGGUAAGUCCUGCAGUAGGUGGCCCUGGGAUCAGAUGCAGAGUCAUGUGUUUCCAAUUCACAAUCAGUACUUUGCUGCAGCUGUGACCUAAAUCUUUCCUACCAUACACUAGAUCUAAUCUUCCCAGGGUAACUAAGGCCCACCUUGCAUCAUAAGUGACUAAGAGACAUGAUGAUGUCAUAAUGAUCCUGACUGACAAAGAAUAAAGCUGCUUUCAGGGGUACCAUACUCCUCACUAUGCGGUACCUAUAUUUCUUUUUCCUGAGCAUGGUUACUGAGACUGCACUGUGAUGUAGAAUGUGAAGCCUUUUUCGUGGUACAGUUUGUUGGAAUAGUUUUGUUGGGGGCUUCCAGUUUCGUUGCACAAAUUUUAGGGGUGGAAGUAAUCUCAGCAAGUGUUUCAGGCAACUAAAACAGUAUACUACUCUCUCUCUCUUUCCCCCUCUCUGCUCCCCCAUCCUCACAGCAAAAGCACAAGCAGAAAAUGAAAGGGGAUACCGUGAAUGUGCGCCGCAGUGUCCGAGUAAAAACCAAAGUCCCCUGGAUGCCCCCAGGCAAAACAUCUUGCCGAGAGUCAUCAUACAAGUGGGAGGUAGGACAGCUGCUGUUUCUUUUGCAGCCUAAUAACGGGCCUUUUCAGAAGCUGAACUGGAAAGAAGCUGAUGCUCAGUCAUAGAGCACAUGCUUUGUGUGCGGAAGGUCCCAGGUGUGCUGAAGCAUUCCUGGCUGAAAUCCUAUAGAGCACAGGUUUUCAACCGUUUUGAGUUCAUAGCUCUCUUGACCAACUACAUUCGUUCUGCGGCUUCCCUGUGGGGAAACACGCUCAGAGCCUCAAAAGUCCAGUUUUGUCACCCCUUGCCCCUUGGAGACUGGCCAAAGGUGAACAUGAGGCGAGCACCUUACCUUGGAAGACAGCAGUGGCAGUAGCAGGUGGCGCCGGACCUGCAUGGCAGAAAGGCUUCCCUUUGGCGUUGGGCACUCAGCUCCCAGGCAGGCAUUGCACACAGCGAGCACAACAAAGGCCAGCACAAUGCCUGCCUGGCCUCCCACUUGUCUGUGCAUUCCCAACAGCAAGGGCCAGUGGACUGGCUUGCUGGGCUCCCUUGUCCGCUAACUUGUUUACUCGGAGACUGCCUCAGCUCCUGGCAACCAGCACCCCCUGGCCAGCCCCAGAAGCACCAUUCACUUGUGGAGAUUGUAGCCAAGACCAUUGCAACAAACAGCUGUGCAAGUCUUUGGGCAUCAGAAAAGGUAGGGAAGGAAAGAGAGACAGAGGCCAGUGUUGUCCGCGGCACCCCUGACCAUCAUUCAAGGCACUCCAGGGUGCCAUGGCACACUGGUUGAAAACCACUGCUAUAGAGCAUGUUGGGCAGUUCUGAGCUAGAUGGACUAACUGUCUCUGUAUAAGGCAGCUUUUCAUGUUGGCCACCUUGCCAACAGUUAUUAUUUAUUAUUAUUUUUAUAUUGCCCUUCAUCCAAGGAUCACAGGGUGGUUUAUCGUAUAAAAACAGAAAAAUACAUAACAUAAGAAACGAAAACAAUAACUCUUCCCACUGUUGCCCUGUUUAAAAGGCCAUAGAUGGUUUAAUCAGCCAAAGGCCUGGUUAUAGAGGAAUGUUUUUGCCCGGCACCUAGUUGAGUCUCUGGCUUCCCAUGCUCAGGAGCUGUAUGUACCCACCCCCAGGAUUUCCCCCAGGAAGAGCUUGGGAAUGAGCCUCGGGUUUUUAAAAGAGACGUUUGCUUUUAUGAAAGUGUUGUUCUUGUUUUUAAUAUGUAGAACAAAAAACUAAUUAAAAUAAAUCAAUGGGUUAUAACUUCCUGUGGUAUACGACCACAGGGAGCAUUAAUGGCUACGAAUAAGAUCUAUUUAUUUUGGUACAUGGGUUUGGGUUUGAGGAUCGUGAAAAGACAAUGAAAUUGUUUGACAAUUUGGGGGGGUCUAGGUCUGUAUUUUGGGACAGGAGGAUGAAUCUUCAGUUCAAAUGCUUUGGUAUGAAAAUAUUCUUGUAUUGUGAUGGGGCAUUCCCUUUCCCUUAUGCAGUGUAAAGGAGAUGAAGGUUUGUGACAGCCACCAUAAUCUUCAAGACUCUGGUUCAGGCAUGGAGCUUCUGUGCUCCAUCUGCUCCUCUUGCACCCUGCUUGCCCUGGGUGCAAGAAAACUACUGAACUGUGAUUAAAAAGUUAGCAGUAACCAAGUUAAUUCAGCAGUAAUAACUAUUGAGAUAUAGAAAAUGAGAAAAUGAAAAGAUAGGGAUUAAUUAGAAUAUGUAGUGGAAAAGAAAAUCAUGAAGUGAACCGUGGAAAGGGCAGGGGGAAGUCAAAAUUAAAUGUCUAUUUGGUAUUUAGAUCAUCAUUCAGUGUACUUAUUGUAAAAUGAAAAUGAUAGACUUCUCUGUGACCCUUCCCCUCCGCUGGGAGAUGGGAAUCAUUCGAAUGGUCUGCCCCUGCCACUUAGUGGAUCCAAAGGGUUUCCAGAGAGUGGUAGGGGAUGUUUUAUCCCAUGUUGAUGGCCUUUCCGCUGAUUCCCUGGUGUCCCACUGGAAUGCGGAGUUAACCAGGGCUGUCGACUGUCUGGCUCUGAAGUGCCCUCUCUGAUUGCAUGGAUCCUGGACAGCCCUGUGGUUUUCCCCGGAGCUGAGGGCAAUGAAGCAAUUGCUGAGAUGACUAUAGCGCCAGUGGCAGAAAACUCAUUCUGAAUUGGACAGGACACAGGUUAGAGCUCAACAUUGAGCCUACCAAGUGGCAAUAGCAACAGCAAAGACUUUCUUCACCACCUCUAUUGCAUCUGCAGAGAACAGCAGCAGGAGACACUUUCAGGUGGUUUGCAAUCUAACCGCCUCCUUUGCCAUUGGGGCCUGGUGAGGACCCCAAAAUCUCCUGCAAUGAUUUUGCUAAAUUCUUUGCAGAUAAAGUCACUCAGAUUUGGAAAGAGGUAGACUCCACUGUGGGAGCAGGGCGGGCGGGAGAGUGCUAGAGUCCUGUCUAGUUAAGUUGCAUGGGAUCAGUUCCAAUCUGUUACCUCCGAGGAUGUGGACAGGCUGUUUGGAUGAGUGAAACAGACCACCUGUCUCCUUGAUCCUUGCCCAUCCUGGCUAAUCAAAGCGAGCCAUGAAGGACUGGGGGAUGGGCUCUGGGGGUGGUGAAUGCUUCCCUCUGUGAAGGAGCCUUCCCAGACCCGUGGAAAGAGGUGGUUAUUAAAUGCUUCUUUAAAAACCAUCUUUGGACCUGGCCGAUAUGACCAGCUAUUGCCCAGUUUCAAAUCUUUCAUUUUUGGGCAAGGUGGUCGCUGAACAACGGGUGGUCGCUGAACCACUCCAGGCACGCCUGGAGGAUUAAAACCAUUUAGACCCCUUCUAAUUGGGAUUGAGGCCUCAUCAUGGGACUGAAAUUGCCUUGGUCUCACUGGUCAGUGAUCUCCAGUGGGCUAAGGAUAGAGGUGAAAGCAGUUUCCUGGUCCUGCUGGAUCUCUCAGCAACCUUCGAUACCAUCAACCAUGACAUCCUCCUGGACCGUCUAGAGGAGCUGGGAGUUGUGGGCAGUGCUAUGCAGUGGUUCCGCUCCUUCCUCCUGGGCCAUGUCCAGAAAGUGGUGUGGGGGGGAUCAGUGUUCAGAUCCCUGGCCUCUUACUUGUGGGGUGCCUCAGGGCUCUGUCCUCUCCCCUGUGCUUUUUAACAUCUACAUGAAGCCACUAGGAGAUCAUCAAGGGCUUUGGGCUGGGUGUUCAUCAGUAUGCAGAUGAUACUCAGCUGUACCUCUCCUUCAAAUUAGAACCAGUGAGGACAUUUAAGGUCCUGUGUGGGUGUUUGGAGGUGGUUGGCAGAUGGAUGGCAGCUAACAGAUUGAGGAUGAAUCCUGACAAGACAGAACUACUGUUUUGGAGGAGAGGAGGAGGGUGGGUGUGGAGGACUCCCUGGUCCUGAAUGGGGUAACUGUGCCCCUGAAGGACCAGGUGUGCAACCUGGGAGUCAUGUUGGACUCACAGCUGUCAGUGCGGGCGCAGGUCAAUUCUGUGUCCAGGACAGCUAUCUACCAGCUCCAUCUGGUACAUAGGCUGAGACCCUACCUGCCUGCACACUGUCUCGCCAGAGUGGUACAUGCUCUGGUUGUCUCCUACGUGGACUACUGUCAUGCACUCUACCUUUGAAGGUGACUUGGAAACUACAACUAAUCCAAAAUGCAGCAUCUAGACUGGUGAAUGGAAGUGGCUGCCGGGACCAUAUAACACCUGUCCUAAAGGAUCUUCAUUGGCUCUCAGUGCGUUUCUGAGCACAAUUCAAAGUGUCGGUGCUGACCUUUAAAGCCGUAAACCACUUUGACCCAGUAUACCUGAAGGAGUGUCUCCACCCCCACUGCUCAGCCUAGACACAGAGGUCCUGCUCCAAGGGUCUUCUGCUUGUUCCAGGCAGAGGGCCUUCUCGGUAAUGGCACCCACCUUGUGGAACGCCCUCCCUUCAGAUGUCAAAGAGAUAAAGAAUUACACAACUUUUAGAAGACACCUGAAGGCAGCCCUGUAUUGGGAGGUUUUUAGUGCUUGAUGUGUUAUGUUUUUAUAUAUGCUGUAAGCCAUGCAGACUGUCUGGGGAAAUCCAGCCAGAAGUGUGCGGAAUUGAUCACAUCUACUUGAGUGAAGUAAUCUUCCAGUUCAGCAUUUCCAUUUUAACAAUGGAGAUGGGAGACUGACUCAUGUUCUCUUCUUUGGUACAGUCCUGGAGGAGUGAGCGACAUGGCAUGACACCUAACUAAAAAGUCAUCAGACAAAAUAACUGAGGACCUGUCUGUUAAUAGCUGUUUGACAUGAUAUCUGAAUUGUGGGGCUGCCCUUGAGGACAGGAGGGUGUGGAGGCUGGUGCAGAAUGCAGCUGCUGGGUGGUGAGUGGGGCAGCCCCAUGAAACCCCUGCUGCCCCAGUCCAGAAAGCACUGCAUUGGCUGCCAGUGAGCGACCGGGCUCAAUUCAUGGUGUUAGUACCAGCAUAUAAAAUCCUGAAUGGAUUGGGAUCAAGGACCUAAAAGAGCAAUCAUUCCUCUUUACCCAGGAGUUUGACGUCUGAAAGACAGUUUUCCUGGCAACCCUGAGAUCACGAUGUUUUUAACUGUUUGUAGAAUGAUUUUUAAAAACAGGUUUUUUAAGAAUAUUUUCUUGUUGUUGGUUUUUUUUUUUAAAACACCUCUCAUGAGAGGAAAGGUGUAAGAAGCAAAAUAACAGCCUCUGUCCUAUUCUCAAUCAGGGACCAACCCAUCGCCUGGAAAUAACUCCUCCAGAUUCAGAUAAGUUACUGUCAGUGCUCCGCUUGAGUGAUCUUUCAACAGACGAGGAGGACGCCAUUCACUGCAAAAUGGACAAGUACGAGAAGAAGAUAGGGAGCUUAAUGAACGUGGUGGGCACCUUGAAAAAUGAGGUGAGGCAGUCAGAGUUGAGUUGAUAUUUCUUCUUCUUCCAACAUGUUUGGAAUGAACGUUUGGAAUUUUGUAGAAAAUGAUGUGGCACAACCCCCUUGUUAAAACGUCUUGUGGUGUUAGGGUGAAUUGUGUGAAGAUUUUUGCCCCAUCCUUCCGCCAGUCAAUUUCAUUGUUUAAACCUGAGUUUGAAGAGGAAAGAGAGGUCACAGGGAACCUUUGGCACUCCUUACGUUGCUGGAUUCCAAUCCCGUUAUCCUUAACCACUGGCCAUGCUGGCUGGGGGCGAUGUGAGUUGGGCAUCUGGAAGGUCUCAGGUUCCCCACCCCACCUAUUCUGCCUUUUUUUUUUUUUUCCCUGUUUAAAAAAGACAGCAGAGAACAAGAAAAGGUGCCUGAUGACAAGUUUUCCAAAGCUAGCAGAACAAAACAGCUAUAGCAAAAUUAGGAGGCUUCUAUUAAGAGGAUUGGGACACGGGUGGCGCUGUGGGUUAAACCACAGAGCCUAGGACUUGCCGAUCAGAAGGUCGGUGGUUCGAAUCCCUGCGACGGGGUGAGCUCCUGUUGCUCAGUCCCUGCUCCUGCCCACCUAGCAGUUCGAAAGCAUGUCAAAGUGCAAGUAGAUAAAUAGGUAGUGGUCUAGUGGGAAGGUAAACGGCGUUUCCGUGCGCUGCUUUGGUUCGCCACAUGACCCGGAAGCUGUAUGCCAGCUCCCUCGGCCAGUAAAGCAAAAUGAGCACCGCAACCCCAGAGUUGGUCACGACUGGACCUAAUGGUCAGGGGUCCCUUUACCUUUAUUAAGAGGAUUAUUGACUUGCUCUUCAUGUUCAGUAAUGGCUACCAUAUAAAUUGGUAUAACGUGUGUUGCCCUGUUCAAUUGACAUCCUCCAAAUUGCAGCCCUGUAAGAAUAAGACCUGGGGGCAUUUAGUCUAGACGCUACGGUACGCUGUAACAAUGGAACAGCUCCAAGUACAGGAGUUCUGUUCAGGUGACCAGUGUUCACUUUCUGCAUUAUUAGAGCCCACCUUCCUGUUGGGCAAAGCAGAAUUUGUUCCACUUUGAAUGGGCUGGAUGAAUGGGCAGAAUUGUGAUAUUUCCUCUUUUACUAAAAUCUUCCCAAAUUUGUUGGCCAAAGUGUUUUUAUUUUCUGAUAUAUUGUGGGUGAAAAAAUUAUCUCUUUCUCUCUGUUGAAUUUGUUAGAUGUGUCCUCAGAUCUGUCCUCAGAUCAAAAUGCCAAAGCGGGAUGAUGGGCGAUGUGUGGCUAAGCGUCUCCUUGAAGAGCAAAAGGAAGAGCUGGACGAGGUCACUCAGGAACUGGUGGAGACAGAGCAUGAGAACACUGUUCUCCGGCGCAAUAUUGAACGCAUGAAGGAGGAGAAAGACCUUAGCAUGUAAUUAAGCUUUCGACCCUUCCUAUCUCUGUAUAUCACUGGGUUUGGGAGAGCAGCUGUGGGCAAAGCCCAAGGCCCUUUACAAUUUACAGGUGGUUGUGGUCGUGGGUUCUUAUUCUCUCUUUUGAAGCAGGGUUAUUAUUUUUACACUUGGCCUCUUCCGUUGGGAGCAGCCUCUGUCUGCUUCAGAGCAGCAAGGCUUUCUUGGAAUAACUGAUCUGAACCAUUGCAACCAAAUAUGCCUGACAUAGCCGGGAUUCAGCAGUCUGGAUGGAAGUCGCUAAAAAUGGCAACCGUAUUGUAUGCACUGUUACCCCUGCACCUGCUACUGUGGUGCCUGUGUCAAACCAGGGGAAAUGCCCCCAUUUGUCCCACACAAGUGCUCAUAAGUACCAGCAGAACUGUCAGUAGAGGGUCAAACUUCUCAUGAUAGACUGCAGCUCCUGGGCAGCUAAGAGCAUUUGGGGGAUGUGGUGUGACCUACGCCUUCUGCUGUUGUUGUGAUUAUGUUGUUCAGGCUCAGUCUAAACAUGUGGCAGAAUCCUGAGUUGGUAGGCUGUGCUUCUUCAUGGUGAGAGGCAAGGAAUUCUAUUACUUUAAGUACCUCCUUGGGAUGCGGGUGGCGCUGUGGUCUCAACCACAGAGCCUAGGACUUGCCGAUCAGAAGGUCGGCGGUUCGAAUCCCUGCGAUGGGGUGAGCUCCCGUUGCUCAGUCCCAGCUCCCGUCAACCUAGCAGUUCGAAAGCACGUCAAAGUGCAAGUAGACAAAUUGGUACCGCUCCAGCGGGAAGGUAAACGGUGUUUCCAUGCGCUGCUCUGGUUUGCCAGAAGCGGCUUAGUCAUGCUGGCCACAUGACCCGGAAAAACUGUCUGCGGAAAAAUUGUCUGCGGACAAAUGUCAGCUCCCUUGGUCAGUAAAGCGAGAUGAGUGCAGCAACCCCAGAGUCGUUCGCGACUGGACCUGUCAGGAGUCCUUUACCUUUACCUUUUUACCUCCUCAUAAUUGUUUCAAGAUUCCUUAUACGUUUAAAACUGGCACAUCAGGGGCGCAAUCUCCAGCCUAGUGUCUUUUCUAGCCUUUUUUACUAGGCAUAGGGGAUUUAAUAAAAUUUAGGUUAAAAAAUGAAUAAAUAAUAAUCCUGUGCCCCCCAUCCCAUGCUAUUUGAGGAUUAACACAUUAUUCCUUUCCAGACUUCAGAAGCGGCACUUGAUGCACGAGAAAGAAUGCUUGAUGUCCAAGCUAGUGGAGGCUGAGCUGGAUGGAGCAGCUGCUGCCAAACAGAUUAAGGCCCUGAAGGACGCUAUCUGCAAACUAAAAUCUGUAUGUGCCAGUCCAGAGUAGUGCAUAGAAGCAGCUUUUCAAAAGGUGGUGGUUGGGAGCAUCCCCAAGGAGGAGCAAGUGGUUUCAGUGGGGAGUCUGGUGGCUUGCCUUGGUCUCUUGAUUGGGAAAAGAGCAAAAGUGCGACAGCCUGCUCCCCUGGCCGUUCCCAGGUGGUGUUGCUUAAGCUUGUCUAGAUGUACAGGGAAGAUGAGGUGGUAACACUACAUUGUGCACCACUUCAGAGUGCAGGGGGAGGUUGGAUUUGGAACCCCUGGAAAACAGUUCUGCUCAUGAGACAGGGCAUCCCUUGUGUCUUGGUUCUCUUUUUCUCCUGAUGGAGCCACUCCCACUCCAGAAAUCCUAUCCGGAGCACUGGGUGGACCCUCCUGAACAAUACAGGACCUGGCAGGGGAAACUGAAGGGAGAGUUGUAGGCCUGGGUGACAUAUUGAUAUAUUGCUCAGGACUGGUAUGAGAGGGAGACCACGAUGGUGGUUUCACUCAGCAGUUUAUUGAGGAUGAAACCGCUGCCGCCUCUGCUACCAGCACCCAGCAUGCUGAGGGGGAAACAAACUGCCCCCGGGCGUUGGAGGCAGAGGGACUCCAGAGUGGUGGCAGUUUCACCAGUGAUAUACCAUCAAGUGAAACCGUCAUCGUGGUCUGUCCCUCUCACCAGCAGAGGGAGAAACAAGCUGCAUCAGCGAGGCAUGAUACAGCUUGUUCCUCCCUUUGCUUCCUUAAACUGCUUGGCUGAAGAGUGCGCCUCUGCCUUCACCUCAACCAAUCAGUUUUAUGGAGCCCCUGACCUGCCACCGGCUCACACAAGCCAGUGGCGGGGUGGGGGAAUCUAUUAAUGUGCUCCCCAGCUGUGAGAGCCCCAUUUCGGCUCCUGCUUGCAUGUCAGUAUGAGCAUGAUCACGGCUGUUCAGAUGGGGAGGUGCAGGCUCCAUCACAGUUCUCCACUCGGGUGCACGGCUGUGCGCCGCUUAACGGAGAUGUUGAAAGGAGCUCCCACUCGCCUGUUAGACUUGCCCCCCACUCCAUUAGACUCCCGCCACCCUGCCUUGCGGAUUUAGCCCAGAAGGGUGAGCUGUGUCUUUCUUCUCAGGGUGAACAACCAUCCCACAAAGAGGCAGCGUGCCUGAAGGAGCUUUGCAAAGGAUCCCCCAAGGUCUCUGCUCCCUGUUGGAGCUUGCUCAGCCCGCUGCAGGCAGGAGCCUUUCCACCCUCCAGCUGAUCAGCAGGCUGGGGCCAAUUGCAUUGGCCUCAGCCUGUGAGGUGCUGGAGUCAAAAGCGCCUCAGCUGCUGCGGUAGGAGCUGCUGCAGUUUCGUCCAGCGUCUCACUGGCUGGGGCCAGUAUAGCUUCUUUCAACAUUGCAGUUUAUUAUCAAGUAGAGAUGUUUGGGUGUUGGAAACCUAACAUCACCCAGCCCUAGAGAGUUGGCAAAAAUUGUUUCAUCUCCUCUUUUUGUUUGCAAAUACCACUGUUGGUUCUGAACUGCUUCAACUGAAGGAAGGACAUCUGAUUACUGAAGGCACCUGUGGAUUCAAUUCAAUAAGUUUUGAAUCUCCCUUCCCUGUUUUAUUAAACAAAUUCAAAUAGAUACACAUCAAGGAAAGGGGUUCAGUCCCAGCCCUUUACCUGCUGUGCUGGUCUUUACAGUGUAGGUUUUUAUUUGAGGAGGGGAAAGCCCUAAGCAUAUGAUUUCUCCUCUACUCAUCCAUCCUUCUAUCUUGUUCUUCUGUGUGUACAAACCAGACCCUCACAAAUGAGGGCACCAUGCUUCCUACAUAAUGUGUGAGCUUCCAGGGGCCAGAUCCUUACCAGGAAGGGACUAAGAGAGGCAAGUCUUGCAAGUAAAGGAGGGAACUUCUCCAGUGCUCUGACUUUGCUUGGAACCAGGAACUUAGAAGGGAAGGAGGAGGAGAUUUGCAAUAGCCUUUCAAGUACCCAAUCUCAAACUCCCACCUUUAGUCCUGCUGCUUAGGCUGUGUGAUCCUGUUCCCAUUACAGCAGCAACAGAAGAUUAAACUUUGUCCUCCUGCUUAUUGGCUGAUGUCACAAGCGAUGCCAGCUGAUGGGUAGAUGGGCACAGUUUGCAGAAAAACUUGUGGCAAGCAUGGUUUGAGUUAAAAUCUGGCCAAGCUGAAUUGUGCUCCUUGCAUGGAUGUAACAGUUGACUGCUGCAGUUCAGUAAGUCUCUGGGUUUUCAAGAUCCAUAUUAAUAUGGGUGCUAAUUCCUUCUAGGAUACUGCCCUGCUGAUUUUAUUGACAGCAGAGGACACUGUUUAGUUCCCAGUGUAAGAGUCAACUUUUGUAUGUGAAAUUGGGAUAAGUUGGAGCAAAAUGUCUUGACGCUUGCUCCACACCUACAGUUCUCAUAACUGUGUGUACUAAAAAUAAUAAUUUCCAAGUGCAGACAUUGCUUCCUAAUUAAACAGUGACAUCAUUUUAUUCAAUCCUACAUCUUUAAUCAAGUAAUGAAUUGAUCAAUUAAUAUCUGCAGCUUUGCUCUGCUAAUCUUAGAUUUCACAGUAGGCGAGGUGGCAAAUGUAAAGCACCGUGCAACAAUUUUGUUUUUAAGUACCUGAAUAGCAGAAAUAGUAGAUCUUUCUGCCAUCCAAAACUUGCCCUGAAGCUAUUUACACAUGUAGCUGGCAAAGCCUUGUUGAAUAAAGAUUUGGAAGCUGUACUGCUAGAUAGCAAAUCUGAUAGCCUUGGCUUUGUUUUUUUUUCUUCCUCCCCCCCAGGAGAAGAACAUGACCGUCUCGGACAUCAACACACUUACUAGACAAAAAGAACUGCUGUUGCAGAAGUUAAGUACUUUUGAGGAAACCAACCGUACGCUCCGAGACCUGCUUAGAGAGCAACAUGGUCGAGAGGUGAGUGAGGACCGAAACACCUGCUCUUUGGUACUGAUUCCUACUUUUCUUUGGACUCGACCUAAAGAACUGUGUGCGGAGCAAAUAUGCCUGCUAGUAGUUUUGCACAAACAGGGUAGUAGAAGUGCAUAGUGCUGUCAUGGGUAAAUUCCUAUCUGGUUCUCAAAAUCUGCUUAUGCAAGAGGAAGCUGUCUUCUACUGAGUAGGCCUACUGGUACAUCUGACUCGUCUCCCUCAGUGGUAGCUAUUGUGGUGCCUCUAGAAUCUAGAUCAGGGAUAGGGAACCUAAGGCCCAUGGGCUACAAGCGGCCCAUAGGGGUGGUUUAACCAGCCUACAAGCCGCCCCUGAACCAAGCCACCAUGCAGCACCUGAAAUCGCAUCUGCACAGACACCGGAAAUCGAUGUUGAACAAGCUCUUGCUAGCCCUAGCUGUCAUGGCCAGUGGUCAGGGUUUGGUGGUCCUUGUGGUCCUUGUGGGUUCCCUAUCCCCACCCUGAGUCUUCAGAUUUUGUGAGCCCAGUUUGAUACAGUGCUUAUACACAAGGUGUAGGGCAGCCCUUUGGUGUGACAGAAGGCACCUCUGGAUUACAUUUUCUGCAUGAUGAUUGUGUUUGACUAUCUGGUAUGUUACACCAGAGAAUCCUAAACUGGUCCAAGAAAACCCAAAUUUUCUGAUCAAAAUAUCUAGGCAGAUUGCAAUGCUGAUCAUUCUCACAGUCAGCUUGAAGUGUCUUGGAUUGCUUGUUUUAUGUUUGCAAGAAACACAAGUCUGAAGCUGGGAUAUUUUUGGUAGGGAGCAUGGUGAUGACGGGUGACCUUAUGGUUAAACAGCAAGGGAAAGAAAUGCAGAGCACAAGGCUUUUCCUUUCCUGCGUGCAGCUUUCGUUAACUUGCGUGUGCACAUUUUUGAGGUAGUAGCUGUUCGAAAAAACAAAUGGCAAGGCUUUUGGGAUUCAACAUGUGGCACCAGAUGCCACCCGAACUUAAAUGUGCAAUUGGCAAGAGAAAUGGUUACAGCAGGGGUAGCCAACAUGGUGCUUCCCCCAUUUUUCUGGACUCCAAAUCCUGUUGUGCCUGAAUAUGGGCCACUCUAGUCUGACAGCUACUAGAAGGCACCGUCUUGGCUAUCCCUGGAUUACAGUUAACACAGUACUUCCUGCUUUCUAUACUCUCCCCCUAGGGAUGGCCACCUCAAUUUUUCCAUGGUGCCCUUAAGACUUAAUUACCCUUUCCCAACUUUCAAAAAAGAUUUUAUGAUUGUGUGUGGUGUUGAAUUGUAUUUCUUUAAUUUGCUGUUUUCAUUUCAUUUCUUUAAUUUGCUGUUUUCAUUUCUGAUUACUUUAGAAUAAUCUUGGAAGCUCUUUAAUCAAAAGGGCUGCCUAUUAGUCUCCUGUAUACUGUAGUAAUAACACACGGACGCAAUUUUGCUUAUUUUGUACACCACUGUAGUGUUUCAUAAUGUUAGGUUUGCUAGCAUUAGGGAAAGGGGCACAGAGCGAUAGUUUUCUUUUUCUUUUCUUUUUUUUCUUUAAAUUUUUUUAUUAGGUUUUACAAUUUAAAUUUAUCAUAGUCACAUAAAUCAUAUAAAAACAAAAUUCAAGCAACCCAUUCCCCCCCCACCCCCGACUUCCCUCAACUUCCUCUUUCUGGCUUUUUGUACAUACAAUACUACUGCUUACAUUAUGUUAUUUUAACUUUGUAGUCUUUUAUUUACAUAUAUUCUCAUUACUAUCAUUUUAUAUCAUUACGAUAUACCGUAGUUUUCUUUUUGGUGCAGAAGUCAGCGACACACAGACCCCUUUCAGAAGCAACACCAUCAUUGCUCUGCAAAAGCCAGCCCUAUAGGAAAAGGGAUGGAUUAUUUUUUUAAAAAACCUUCCUUUUUGGUUUCUUCCUCUCUCUCUUUAACACUUUCUGCAGAAAGACUCUCAGAAGUUGGCUGAGCAGCAGGCGCAACUAAUGAAGAGGCUUAGUGAAGCUGAUGCCGAAAAAGCGGUAAAUAUAUGCCAGAAAUUCGCUCUCUGUGUUUCUUGCCUGUAUAUUGAAGGAACUUAAGAUUAUGUUCUUGAAACAAAAUGCUGGGUUCUUGCCUGCGGACAAAGUGCUGUGCCUGAAGCAGGAAAACCAGGUUGCCCUGGAGGUGCAACUGGAGCAUUAGUUUUCUAAUGAAGAAAUGGCACUUGCCUCAGUUCCUUGAUCUGUAAAAUGGGGGAAAUAAUCCACCUAGGGCUGUUAUAAGGACAAUUGAGGACCAGUUCAUCAAUUAACAUACAUCUGUUGUAAACAGUCCCCAGAGGGAAAUGAAUCUUUGUUCAGUUCUUCUGCCUCAUGAAGCUUUUUAUUAUUUUUGUUACAGGUGAUUCUCAGCUUACAUGGGGGUUAUGUUCCAGGGUAAAGCAAAAAUCAUGUAUAGGGAAAAUGCAUUGGGUUCAAUGGCAGGUGGGAUUGUGAAAUUCCCCCCACCUCCCGGCCACCCGAGGUUCUGCACCCUUUCUAUAAAUUUUUAUUUAUUUAUAUUUGCACACAAGUCAAGCAUGUGUUAGUUGCAAGUUACCUUUACGUAUUUCAAUUAGUUAUCCACCCUUCAUCAUAGGCUUGUUGGGUUGGGUUACAUCAACGUUUAGAAAUGGAGCCUCAGUUUGCUCACUUUCCUGUUUCUUCCUUUACUUUGCUGUUGCGUCUGUUAGAUUAUAAGCCAGCAGUAAGGGCAGCUUUGUAAACAAGUGCAAAACAGUUACAUGCCCGCAAAAGAAAAUUAAUAAUACUAGCCUGCUUUUCCGGGGGCGGGGGUGGAGUGUUCCAUCCCUCCAGCAGCCUGCUUCAUUUCUGUGCUGGGCACAGGGGAGGAAGAAGCCCUCUGGCACUCCACCACCGGCUCACUCCGUGGCCUACAUGGGGUUCCUUCUCGCCUAUGGCUACCAGGCUAGUACUUAAAUACAAGAUUGAAGUUGGGGUUGCUUGGUUGUUGCAGUUGUUGCACAUCACCAAGGAAAUUUUGAACACUUGACAAAUAAUUACUAUCGUCAACCACUGUGGGCUCUCUGUUUUGCAGCAAUUGGUAAAAAAACUGCAAGAGAAAGAAAAAGAAGUUGAUGAUCUAAUGGUUCAGAUACAGACGGAAAAGGUAAGUUUUUUUCCGGAGGCAUUUUAUGCUGUGAGAUGAUGAUGAUGAUUUAUUUCUACCCUGCCCAUCUGGCUGGGAAAUGUCUACCUGGCUUCCCAAUGAAAUUGGGGGGCAAUAGGGUGAAGAAAUCAUCUUAUGGACCUGUUUCCCUCCCUGCUCCCUUCUUUUAGGACCAAGCAAAGACUGCAUCUGAACUCUCCAAAUCCAUGGAAGCCGUGAGGGGCCACCUGCAGGCACAGCUGCGCAACAAAGAAGCUGAGAAUAACCGCCUGCAGAUCCAGAUCCGGGUACAGUACCUUUGUGAUAUUGAGCAAACAGUGCCUAGUGCUCUACAGUCAGCCAGAUGAAGUGGUACAGUGGACUUCUCAGGUUGGGGGAUGGAGGAAUACAAUUAUUAUUUUAAUGUUCCUUUGAACGGUUUGUGCGGUUUUAAGUUAGUACACUAAGAGGAAGACUGUGCAGAGUUUUUCCUCUGGUAUGUGGUCACCUACUAUGUGCAGAGGGCUUUUAACAGAGGAGCGCAUUCGAAAGAAAAGUGUCACUACCUCUCCGGCACAGUCCAAAGUGGUACAGUUUAUUCUGCCAUCACAAAAUUCAGCCACCUCAUUUUGCUGCACGUUUAGACUAGGCCCAAGUUCAGAAUAGAUUGUAGUGAAUGAGGGGAUGGGGACCCAUGGCAUUGGGUCACACACAGAAUUCUAUGCAUUCUGCAAACAGGGGGACGGGCCAUUUAUUCCAGCAGGGGUAUGGUUAACUUUUCGAUGAAUGGAAGCAGUUUGCCACGUUCCAUGAAUACAGUCACAUUGUGGCCCAACUUGCACCCCAGUUUCCCCAGACUCUAUGCAUACCACACCCAAUAAUUAAAUUCUAAAACCUGGAUUUUGCAGUGCCCUCAUGGAAUUCAUUUAUUCAUGUGAGUUGAGCUUUGCUCAGGCUGUGGAAGCCCUGGCUUUUUCUCAAAGUGAUGGUCUCAGAACAAGGAAGUUGUUUCAGACAAAAGGGAGCCUCUUAAAAUAGUGCCUACUGCCUGCUGUUUUUAUAAGUUCUUAUAUUAGAAGUAAUUCAUAAAAAAACUGCCCAGUUAAACAGUGGUUCUUUUGUAUUUCUAUGUAGGACAGUACUUAGCUAGAUGUACCAUUGGUCUCACUCAGUUUACUUGUGCUUCCCAUGCUGAUGGAUGCUUCCUGUCCUCUUACAUAGCUACUUAUAAACUUUUAGCUGGUGUUUUUUUCUGCUAAAGAAUCCAGUAGUUUCUUGAGCCACUUUGGUCUUUAGGUUUAUUAAAUUUGUGCAUCACUUCCCGCUAAAAGGUCCUGAAGCAAGAAAAAUAGGAUAGAAUAAUAAAAUUACAGAAACAGACAUAUCAUGAAUGACAAUAUAUAUAACAAUAUAAUUUUAAGGGACGUGGGUGGCGCUGUGGGUAAAACCUCAGUGCCUAGGACUUGCCGAUCGCAUGGUCGGCGGUUCGAAUCCCCGCGGCGGGGUGAGCUCCCGUCAUUCGGUCCCAGCUCCUGCCCACCUAGCAGUUCGAAAGCACCCCUAAGUGCAAGUAGAUAAAUAGGUCCCGCUUUCUAGCAGGAAGGUAAACAGCGUUUCCAUGUGCUGCGCUGGUGCUGGCUCGCCAGAGCAGCUUCGUCACACUGGCCAUGUGACCCGGAAGUGUCUUCGGACAGCGCUGGCCCACGGCCUCUUAAGCGAGAUGGGCGCGCAACCCCAGAGUCGGUCACGACUGGCCCGUAUGGGCAGGGGUACCUUUACCUUUAUAAUAUCAUUUAGGUCAGAAGUAGGGAAAGAAGGGUACAAAAACUUGGGGUUCUACAGUGGUUCUGCAUCUGUUCUAGCAUCCUGCCCCAGAGCAGUGGUUUGCCCUAGAUCCUCCAGAAUAAAUAGACAGACAGCUAGAGAUUAUAGUAGAAACUUUUGGUGGUAGGAAUAAGUGUGAAGAAAGGGGUGACAGAACACAUCUUCCUUCUAUAUACCAACUGAGCAAAAGAUGCAGAACUAAGACUGUGUACAGCUAGUUUUACUAGGUCUUUGGAUAGUAUAAGACUGGCCUGAGACAUUUCUCUAUGUUGCCUUGCUCUGCUCUCAGCUCUUGCAGGGAGGAAAAGUUAGUCUUUGGCUGCCUGAACCGCAAUUAAUUUCUUCAUGUACCCUGAUUGCCUUCCUUUCAGAAUCUGGAGCGUGUUGCAGCUCAGCACAAGGCAGAAGUGGAAAAUAUCAUGGAACAGCUGAAAGAGCUGAAGACGAAGACUGAGCGUGACAAGGACGCCCUGAAGAAUGCAAUCAAGGCCCAGAAAGAGCGAGCGGAGCGCAGCGAGGAGUAUGCAGAUCAACUGAAUGCCCAGCUGGCAGAAAAGGUGAUGGUUGCUCUGGUGCCUCCAUGCCAGGGCAUCACUUACUAUUGGGCCAAAGUUUUGUGGAGUGGCCUCCCCACACCAUUUAUUUUUUUCAUUUGAGGACACCAGCAAUAAGGACGGAAGCAUGUUACCUGGGAGCUCCCCAUAGGCUUAUGUACUUCCUCCCCAUCUUCUUCUUCCUUCUGUUCUUCUCACCUUCCCUUCCUGUCCAACAUUAAUAUGGCUUGGUGUUAUGAUGCACUGGAGAUAAAUGACAACUGUGGUUAGUUCUCAACCAAAACAGCUUUUAAUUCUUGAUUUAAAGCAAAGUAUAAUCAAAGUCAUCGCUGCAGAUGUAACUCUGUGCCACCCUUGUGAAAGCUGAAAAGGAAAAGAAGGGGAGAAUCUGCAAAGGGAAUGAGCACGCUGUUGACCACUUAACUUGGUUAGGACAUUGAGGAGCAUUUGAUCUGUAUUGGGCUUGCCUUGAUCUUCUAGGCUUGGCUUUGGCUGAAGGUGGCUAGAAGUACAGGGCUGCUGUGAAAGUCUACAGUGGACCCUCCGGAUACGAACUUAAUUCGUUCUGGGGGUCCUUACGUACCCCGAAAAGUUUGCAACAUGAGGAGCUGCUACUGCGCACUCAUGUGGCACGAUAGAGCACUUCUGUGCAUGUGUGCAUGGCAAAACCCAGAAGUAUACACUUCCAGGUUUGCCACGUUCACAACCCAAAAGUUACGUUACCCAAAGGUCCAUUGUAUUUGCUUUGUACAACUUGUCAUUAGUGUGGGGUGUCAGAUGAGUUCUUGUUUUCUAUGCCAAACAAUGUGGCUGCUCUUCUAACCUUGCCUGUUGCCUUGCUUGGCAGGACAACUAUGUUGCUGAGGCGUUGUCCACCUUGGAAUCAUGGAGAAGCCGCUACAACCAGGUGGUGAAAGACAAAAGUGAUCUGGAAGUCGAGAUUGUGAUGCUGAACAGGUGAGAGCUGUGCUGUCCCAUUUGGAGCUGGCUCCCAAAACGGCUCGCGUGGAGGGAUGGAAUGGGAGGGAUGGGAGGCAGCACAACACUCAGAUCCAAAAGAUUACUGUGGGCUCCUGAAGAAGCUACUGGGCUCCAUCAGCCCCAGCCAGCAUAGCCAAUUGUUUGGGGUAGAGGGAAUUUAAUGUCCAACAACACUGCAGAGCUACAGGUUCCCCAUCACUGCAUUACUCUCUUUUUAGUUAGUUAAGAAGGUGAUGGCCAUAUGUCCUGGCUCUCUGUCAUUUCUGUUUCCUCCAUGACUUGUGACUGCAAUUCUGCCAGCUCUGUGAUUUUUGGAUUUUUUUAAAAAAAUCGAUUCAGAACUGUGUUGUGUACAGCAUAUAAUCCUGUUGGUGCUCUGUGCUAAAGGGGGUUCAAAUUGUGCGAGUUUGCAAUAAGUCACAGAAUGCUGGUAUUGGCUUCUUUGCAUUUAGUCUGCUUUCAAGGCCUAAGUUGUCAAAGAAUGUGGACUUCUUUGCAGAAAGGCUGAAGGAAUGACAGGAGAUCAGGUUAUGAAACGGGGUGCGGGGUAUGAAAGACAACAGUUGCCUGCAGGGAGGACAGUCUGGUCUGAAAAGUGUUCCGAGGGCCAGAAAGAGAUGCUAGUGGGCCCUCAGAUCUGACAUUAACCACCCCAGUGUAGUGAAACAGGCAAGUAAGAGCCUUGCACAAAAAAAUUACUGCCAGUAAAGACAGAGAAGUUGAAUCUCUAUUUAUGUCUGUCAGGUAUUUUAUAAAUUUUGUAAGCCACUCUUGGUAUGUUCUUUUAAAUGGAAACUUUGAAAUUACUUUUUUUAAAACUUAGCAAAUAAAAAUAUCCAGUAUUUCACUACUGACAUUAUGAGACAGAUCAGUAUGAUUUUUGAUUGUGGACUUGGGUUUAAAUUCCCUAAUAUGAAAGAAGCUAAGUCCAUUAAUUAAUAUUUAGCAAAUCUAAGUAUUCUAUACAAUUGCCAAAACCGAGGAAUAUUCUUGCACAGUGGUUGUUCCUAGGAUCCAGAUAGCUUGAGUGCAAAGGGGAAUCCAUUAGGAAAUCCAAAGUGAAAUGAUUCCAGUAGCUGCUCCUUGGCAUUUGGGGUGUCAGAAGAUGUUUGUCUCCCCUGGAGGCCUGGGUUGAAAUUGUGACCAAGCCUUCUUAGCUCAAUUCAUAAUAUCCGGGCUGGCAUACCAUGGUUUGUUUUUUGCAUUUCAAGUUAGGAUGGUAGACUAGGAUUUGAUCUCAGUUUGACAUUAGGUGUGAACUAAUCCCAUGUCUUCCAAAGAUCCUGUGCCCCUUACAUGCAAAGCUUGAUAUAUUUUGGCUCUCUAAAGGGAGAUUGAGACUGCUCUUCCCAUGUGAAUAGUAGCACAGUUGGGUGGACUUACCUUAGAGUGAAUUCCUAGGUCUGGUUCUUUUCAAGUUCCUUGGCCAAAUGAAAGGGGAUGGGUUGCAUGUGGGAAGCUGCUCUAAUUUUUCCAGAUUAUUGAUAAAUAUAUAAACAUUAAUCUCUUUGCUGCAAGAGAAAGCAAAGAGAUAAUGAUUGGCUCAAGGUCACCCAAGCUUUGUGGUUGUGUGGGGAUGUGAACCUAUGUGCAUCUCUUCCAGUCCUAGUGCAACACCCUAACCCAACACUGGCUGUCUCUAACAGGGGCAGGCUGUCUGUCGCCCUUCAGUUGUUGUUAGAUUCCCAUCAGCCCCAGCCAACAUCUGGAGGGCCAUAGAUUUCCCUCUUCUGCUAUAUGGGAAUCAUGUGCCUUAAAAUGAUUGUCAUUUUUGUGACAUUCUGCUUUGAACUGAGACUGCGUCUUUCUUCCUUGGACUAAUGUAUCUUUCCCUGACAUGUAUUCAAGCCGUAUUUCAGACUUGAUGGAACAGCAAACCACUAUGGAAGACAAGAUGCGGGAAGACAGAGAUUCCAUGGUGGACAAAAUGCACCGGCAGGUCACAGAAAGCACCUCAUUAAAAAUGGAGAAUGAGAGGUUGAAGGUUGGUAGAGAAAAGUUCUCAUCUUCACCAUGCUGAGGCCUUCCAGAUGUUUUGGGCUACAGUUCUCAUCAGCCCAGCAUAAUGCAAUCAUGCUAGCUAGGACUGUUGAGAGUUGUAGUCCAAAACAUAUAUACUUAGGGCACAAUCUGGUCUAGUUCUGCUAGGGGCAUCUCCACCAUCCUUUUUAAAUAACUUCCAAUCAUUUCAGUGGAGAUAGUGCUGGAGAUGUUCCACAUGGGAUUUGUUUGUUUGUUUAUUUUAUUGCAUUUUAAUCCCAUCUUUUUUCCAAGGAGCUCAAGGUGGUGUACAUGCUUCUCCCCAUUCCUCCUCUUUUUAAAAAAAUCAUUUUUAUUAAUUUUCCAAUAAAAAACAUCCAAUUAACAUAUCCAAUCAUAAUCCAAUUAAAAUAAAAAACUAAAAUUAUAAAAAGACCAAAUUAUAAUCCAAAUUGUAAGUCUGGAUCUCUGAAGCAUAUAUCCAAAUCUCAGUCCUGCCUCUCCUCAUUGUUUCCAUAUUUUCCACAACCCGAUUUUAACGCUUUAAAAUUCUCCAUCCCUGGCUCUGCGAUUCUCAAUUAUGUCAAACAUCAUAUAUCCUUUCAUCCAUCAAAUACAGCUUUAUUUGUGUAUAUAUAUUUUUUCCAACUGUCUUUUUGCCAGUGCAGCUUCCCCUGACUCUAUUCCAGUCUGGGCUGUUAUCCAAGUCCCCCCCCCCCUUCCUCCUCUAAUGCCCACAACAACCUGGUGAUGUAUGUUAGGCUGUGAGUGAGUGACUGGCCGAAGGUCACCUGGUGAGCUUCGUGGCCGAGUGGAGGAUUCGAACCCUGGUCUCCCAGGUUCUCGUUGACAGUCUUAACUGCCUACGCCAGGAAGGAGAUGCUUGUUGUAUAGCCCAGCAGCCCUUUCUCUUCUGACUGAACACGUCUCUCUUCUGGUUCCUCCAGAAUAGCAUUAUUCCGGUGGAGGAAAAGUUGAAUAAAGCUCAGCAGGAAAUAGCAAUGCUCAAAGCAUCCCUCAAGAACUACGAAGGGACAAUUGAAAGUUACAAGAACCAGGUACUGCUCUCAAAAGACCUUUGGCACCCUCUUUCCUUCUUCGUCUUCUGGCAGGAAUGCCCUGCUGAGCUCCAAAACCCUGGAACUUGGGGCGUGCGGCAGAGCUGCAUUUUGGUUUUCAGGCAUUCUGUGUCUUUUGUCUAAGCAAGUACUUGGCAAUUUCUUUUCUAGAUACUUGCAAGAGGUGGGGGUACCUGAUAAGCACCUGCUCUUCUUCCUUUGUGUUACUGAAAGGAUUUGAAGUUGGUCUGUUUCAUUUUGUAGCCCUCUAUUAUUGGGGAACUGAAUGUAGAAAUAGUAUAUAUCUUUUAAAAAAAUACCUCUACCCAAGAUGGAUUACAAUAUUUCAAAAUCUGAAAGGUGCCUAAUUGUAGUAGUAAUUAAAAAGCACUAAACAAAUGCACAUCAAAUACAGAGAACAAUUUGAGAGCUGCAGAACAUAAAAUAGGCUUAAACUGGUUAGUUUUCUCAAGCGUUUCCGAAGGCUUUUCUUACUUGAGCUUGAGCUUCUCUCACUCUGUUCUUAAAGGCAAUGAAAGACUUGGGUGAUGCAGAUGCCUUGGCUUAGGCUAGGCUCAUAAAUGGCAACCUUUACCAAGACCCUUCAGAAGACUACAGCUUCCAUCAGACCAAGGCAGCACAGCUGUAUGAUGCUGCAGAUGAUGGGAGUUGUAGUACAGAACAUCUGGAGAGGACUCCAGCUUGGCAAAGGCCGAUGAAGAGGAAAGCCAGCACCUGUAUAAGAGCCUUGUCCACUAAUUUAGAGUACCUUUUUAUUAUCUGAACUGUCACACUUGAAAGGGGUUUGUCUCACCUUGUAGUGAAAUUGGGCUCUUUCAAAGUCUACGCAUAAAGGGCUUGCAUGCAGGAGUAGCUCACAGAAGAAUGGUCCCUGUACAUUUUGCCUCAUAUAUAACAGGUUCUACAGAUGCUAGAGAUUUAUUUUUUUAAAAGAAAAGCUAGGAAUCUGGAGAUUAUGGCUCAUUAUGGAUCCCCAUGCCUCCAGAGCUUUUCUAUUGCUGGGUGUGUGGUGUUGUGUUUUUUUAAAGAAACAAUGGGAGGAUUCAUUAUGUUGUAUCUUGCCCAGUCAGAGUGAUUCACAGAAUGAUGGCCAUUGUGGCAUUAACCUACAGUCAUGAGCCCAUCACUGUGGAAUUAUGAGGAGUAGAGCUGUAGGGUAUGGAUUUCAGAAUUAUAUUCCACUCUUGGUAUUUAGAGAGGAAAUUGUCUCUAAAAUAUGAACCAAAGGCACCUGUAUAGGUUAGAGCAUGGGUAGGCAAACUAAGGCUUGGGGGCUGGAUCCGGCCCAAUCGCCUUCUCAAUCUGGCCCACGGACGGUCUGGGAAUCAGCGUGUUUUUACAUGAGUAGAAUGUGUCCUUUUAUUUAAACUGCAUCUCUGGGUUAUUUGUGGGGAAAUAGGAAUUAGUUCAUUCCCCCCCCCCCCCAAAAAAAAAUAUAGUCCGACCCACCACAUGGUCUGAGGGACGGUGGACCGGCUCAUGCCUGAAAAAAGUUGCUGACCCCUGGGUUAGAAGUAGAGUUUAUGUGUUCUAACAAAAAUGGAGAAAAGCAGUUCAGCAGGGCAGGUGGGUGUGUCUCCCUCUGAGUUCUGACUCCUUUAGGUGAGAACAUAACUGCAAUGACUUUUAUUUUGAGGACUGAUUAAAAAAUGGAGUGUCUAUGUGAACAAGACUUUUAAUACUUUCUCUUCAGAUUUCUCACAGUUGCAUUCACUAAACCCAAACUGAAACAUGAUUAAUUCAGUUCCAUUUGAUAAAGUAGCUGCUGUACAUGUUUGCUUCUCCUUAAAAAAACAACAACCCACCAACAUCUUUUCCCCAGGUGCUGAAAACGCGAAUGGAAGCUGAUGAGGUGACUGUGAAACUGGAGCUUUGUGAGAAAGAGAACAAAUCAUUGAAAGAAGAAAUGACCAAGGAGAUUGAAAAUGUAAGUGUCUGGUCCAAGCUGUAGACGAGCCAUAAAAUCUGGAGGUUUCAAGUGUUGUAGUUCCUGCACAGGAACUUUUCGUGGGGUGUGGAAGAGAAGGAGCAGACUAGUACCUCACAAAAACAUGAGAGGAAGACGGAUUGUACAUUUUGCAUCGUAUUUAUCAGUUUCUACGAAUGUUAGAAAUUCAGCCUCAUUGUUAUCAGAUCAAUAGGUCUUGUGGCCAAGCAUUCUCUGUUAUCUUUAAUUCCUGCUUUUUGCAUUCUUGCUCACAGGCUCGUAAGCAGUUCCAGAGUCAGGUUGCUGAGCUAGAAAAGCUUCCCGAGAUCUUGAAGCUCACAGAGUCUAAACUGGCUGAGUGUCAGGAACAGCUAAAGAGUUACGAGAAGAAAAAUAUGGACCUGUCAGCCAUGAUCACAGACCUCCGUCAGCGGGUAAGGGAUUGGCAGAAGGUGCCCACACGAACCUCGAGCCGAGGACCAAAAUGAGCCUCUAGCAUCAAGAAAAUGCAAUCUUUGUCUCUUGUCUCGUCUCUUUUUGAAAUGAUUAAACAUCUGCACUGCAGAAUAAAAGGACGUGUGGCAUGUCUUUGUUUUGCUAUCUGCAUUUAAGCCUUCUGCUUUUCUCAGUCCACCAACACCUUCUCUGGCAAGUUAACAAAUGGGUAGCCUUGUGAAAGCAUGCAGUUAAGAUCCACCAGCCCCCUUCACGCUUUUACUUGUGGGUCCUUCCUUCAUAUGGCAAGGCAUAGGUUUCCCAGGGUUCUGUGUAAUUGCAGUUCAAGCUAGAAACUUAAAUUCAUCAACAAAAAGUCAAAUUUCUAGUCCUCAUGACGGAGAGGGAUGAAAAUUUGAUUAUGGUUAGGCAGGUCUCUAGGCACUGAGUGGGAUGGAGGAAUCAAAACUGCCAACCAGAAUAUUUGCACAUGUUGGCUUGUUUUGCGUAAUUUAUUUAUCUUGUCGCGGGGGGAGAGAGAAGGUGCAACAUAGGCAUGGAACACUUAAGUAAUGCCAUUGGGGAUUUCUUGCUUUCAUUUUAAAGAAGGAAAUAGAAACUGUAGUUCUUAGCAUGCACUCACUUCAGUUUCUCCUCCUGUGUUGUUCAGUCUUGAAAUGUACACAUCCUUGUAAGUGUGGUAUGUGCUAAAAUUGAAAGCAAAGACCUGGGCUGUGGGUGGUGGGGAGCUUCUGAUAUUCAGCUCAUGGUGACUGGUUUAGUUACACUUGCUGAAGUUCCAGUCCUUUGGUCUUUCUGACAGUCAACACCUGGUUCCCUAAGCCUCUCUGUGUGACCUUUUUGGCCUUAAUUUUACAGCUGCUGUACUGUGCUUCCAAACUGACCCAAAUUCUUCAUCUAAAGUCUUUCUUUUUGAGCCAGAAAUCUUGAUGCACAGUAAAUCCAUGUGAAAUAAGCUCUUGGUGGAUUAAAUCAAAUACUGUUUUUUUAUAUUAAUUUGCAUAGAAUUUUUUUUUUUUUUUUUUUGCAUGGGGUGCAAACCAGCAUGAGUAUAACGCGUGUCUGGCCACAAGCACGUGAGCCUUCAUUCCUUGUCAAAGGCAACUUCAUCUUUUUAGCAACCCAUGGUUAAUUUUGCUCGGCUCCAUAAGCCUUUCCUUCUGUGUGUGUGUGUGUGUGUGUGUGUGUGUGAGAGAGAGAGAGAGAGAGAGAGAGAGAGAGAGAGAGUGAAAGAGUGAAAGAGAGAGAGAUUGUGAUUUUUCUCUCCUUCGGGGUUUGCCUCAAUCUGUGUGUGCUUCACUUUGCUUGCAGGUGGCUGGCGGCUCAUUUGUGCAGCGCUGAGAAGAAAAAAAUUCAUGCUGGAUCAAAAUAGGCUCAGAAAAGGCCACAAAAACAGGAACACGUACAGUGCUUAAUGUGUGCAACAGGAGGUGCCUGGGCUCAUCCCUGCCCUGCAGCCAUCCCUCUGACCAGUGAGGUUGAGGGUGUAUGUGAAGGGGGUCGCUGAUUAUAGUUGCUUAGUGGUGAGGCAAAGACCCCUACCUCAGAAGGCUGUUUUUAAUUUUACUCCGUGUCCCACCUCCUGGUACUGAAAUCAGAUUCUGCUCCUGGGGUUUGGUCUUAAAGCACACAAGGCCAUCACCUUGCUGAAGCUAAGUAGCUUUGGGUCUGCUCAGUACCUGGAAACCACAUGUGGUUGACCUUCCAUGGUGGAAGAAGAAAGGUGCAAUGUAAACAGUAACAUUAAAUAAGCACCAAAUGAGCCCUGGUCCACUUAAGCCCUGAACAUGGUAGUUUUUUCUGCUCCUUUUCUCUCUUUGUCUGUCUUUGUGUCUCUCUUCAUGACUCCAUUCUUGUUUCUCUAGGAAAUAUAGAAUGGGAGAAAAUGGGCAGCACCUGUCACUGGUAACUUGGAAAGGCCUUGAAGACUUUACACAUUUUCUACCUUUUCCCCUUCCUAUUUUUUAAACCAAUCUUUCAUUUUCAUAUAUUGAAUUACUAUGGUUUGAUUUAAUUGUAUUGAUUGUUUUGAUGAUUUAUUGUUGCCGUUUGCUUUAUUUAUAUGAUGCUGUGCUUGAUAUUAUAGUGAUUGCAAUGUCUGUUGCUUUGUUAAUGCCCAUGUUAGCUGCUUUGAGCUGAACGCUUGCUGCUGGAAAACCGGAAUACAAAUAUUAAAUCAAGUCAAAUCAAAUUUCAGAUUGAGCUUCAGGGAGACAAGAUGGAGAUGAUGAGAGAGAGGUAUCAGUCUGCCCAAGAAGAGAACAAGCAGCUGAUCCUCAAGCUUGAAGAGCUGGAGAGGUUAGGAGCAAGUGGGGAGGAUGCCGCUUUGUCAAGGAUGGGAGCAGAGUGAUCAAAACUGAAAGGCUGUGUUGUGCAAAUGUUUUCCUGUGCGUAUAGAUCAAUCAGGUGCUGUAUCAGUGUUGAGUAUGGAACUCUGUAGUCUUGUCAUGGAUGCUGGGCUUGGUGGUGAUGGUGGGGAAGACAGUUGUUCUGGUUGGCACACCAUGCAAAGCCCAAACCAUGGCUCAGCGUGAACAUAGGGAGCUCAGGAGAGGAGUUCACAACUGAGUCACAGCAGAGUUUUGCUGCUGCCUGCAGUGAUCUUUGUAAGUCUGGACCUGCGGUCAGACUUUAACUCUCUCCAGAUUAACUGUUGGCGGUAGCUAGGGUUUGUCCUUUAGUUCCUGGCUUGUGGAUUGCCUGGAAGAGCUAAGCUACAAGCCUGGGUUUCGGUGACAUGCUAAGCCAAACUGUGGUUUCAUUCAGUGUGAUGCAGCAGCAAAACAACCAGGGAGAAACAAAAUGGCUACAAUCUCCUCUUCAGCAUUUGCGCAAAGCCAUGCUUUGGCUUACUGUGACAUGUGAACCAGGCUCCUGGCAGUGUUGGGAAGGCAAAAAGUGAAGGCCUCUUGCAUUCCAAAUGUAGGUUAAUAACGUAUUGGCUUGAAUAUAAGCCUCACUUUCCCACCAGAUUCCGACCGUGAAAAGUUAAAGUGCAGCUUAAAUUUACGACCUUACAAGAAUUGGCUUUUACGAUAUCGCUGCUGAAACAUACAUACGGUAAAAUGGAAUGCGUGUGAGUGCCUGUGGAAUUUUAAGGGAGCGGCUUAUAUUCGGGUAUUGUGUCCCGUCCCCCCCCGUCCCCCGAAUUUUAAAGGUGCGGCUUAUAUUCGGGUGCGGCUUAUGUUCAGCCCAAUACGGUAUACUUUUUUGUGGGGUGGGGGGGAGACUAGAGGGAGGAGUCAAGGAACUGUAGCAAUUUAUGUAGCUAUAUGCUUUCCACAACCUGCCUCUUAAGAUAGCUGCUGGUUCCUAGGACCAGUCUCCUGUGGGCAGCACUAAUGAUCAGUUCUCAUGAGAGCACGUUCAGCCAGACCUCUUCAGAAGCACUGGAACUAAAGCAGACACAUAGAGCAAAACAAAUGCAAUGUUCUGUUGCAAACCGCUGUUGCUUGCUGAUGGCUUCACAUUAAGGAGGUCUGGAAAUCAAAUCUCCAGCUAAAAAAUCAUGGUAGCUGGGAAAGAUGGGGAAGGAAAUCCCUUUUCCCACCUAAGGCUUUGGAGAACUGCAGGCGGGCAGUGCUGGCAGCUGAUGCUAGGCAGAAAUGAUGGUCUGACUUGGUGCUUAGCACAUUCCUUUGCAAUAUAAGUGUUGUCAAUAGGCCUGUGUUUGCUUUUCACUAGAGCUGUGGCUUGAUCAGACAUUGUAUUCAAACAAGUUGUUGUUGUUGUUGUUUCCAGAAAAUUGCUUAUCGGCAAAGCAGCAAUGACUGUGCUGGCCACCUGCAGUUCCUAUGCGGGAUGGGGAGCCAACAUCAUACCCUUCAAAUGUUGCUGGACUCCAGUUGCCAUCAACCUUUGGCCAUACUGGAUGAGACUCAAGAGUCCACCAGCCCCUGGAUGGCAUUACAUUGGCUAUACAGCACACACACACACACACACACACACACACACACACACAAUGGUACCCCCAGUUGCAGACGGGAUCCGUUCUGGAGCUCCGUUCAGAUUCUGAGGUUUCUGCAACUGCAAGGACCACUUCUGCACAUGCACACACAGCAGUACUGUACUUCUGUGCGUGUGCACGCAGCAAAACCUGGAAAAAUACUUCCGGGUUUGCCACAUACGUAUCCCAAAGGAUACGUAACCAGAGGUGAAAGUAAGUAGAGGUACCACUGUAUAAAGUAUCACCUAUCAAAACUUAUUUACAGGCACAUCUAGUCUAUUUAAAUGUUGAGCCCUGUUUUGAUUGGCAUAUACCCAUGAAUCUUCCUUGUGGUUGCAAUUCAGGAAGCUUGAAGCAGCAAGCGGUCAGAAUAUAGAAUUUAUCCAGGUCAUAGCGAAAAGGGAGGAGUCGAUUCAUCAGGCCCAGCUGCGACUAGAGGAGAAGACCCGGGAAUGUGGCGCCUUGGCUCGCCAGCUGGAGAUAGCAAUUGGCGAUGCCAAGAGGCAGGUUGGUACCUCCCACUGGGCAAUGAGUCUGAAGGAGCAUUGCAUUGGGAGCGGAAUUCUCUUCCCUGAAGUGAUCAGUGAGAAGAUGCUUUAGUACAAGCGGUGGGGGAUCUCAACCCUGGAUCCCAAACGUGGUCCUUGGGACUCUCUAUGCUUCUUCCAACCCUGCUCUGAGUGUCCUCCUUGCAUGGUUUUGCUCAGCAGUUCCUUGCAGGAAUGUGUCCUUGAACUGUGGCAAUGCCUCACUUACCUGGAAGGAGGCAGAGGUGUCUGUGGCUGGAAAUGUAGCCCACUGUACAAAAGUCCCCUCCACAUGCCUUGGCCAUCACACCCAUGAGGUGAGGCAGCAAGAUUCGCAGGGGCAGCGGAUUCAGCCUUCAGAUAAUGUGUCUCCUGUUGCCGCAGCAGCAGCUUCCUGGUGAGCAGGAGGCACUGCUAGUCACCUGCCCCUAGGGAGCAAAUGGCAGGGCUGCCCUCUGGGGUCUCCUGGGGUCUUCACCCACCCAGCGUGAUACAGAACAGGCACCCACCCAACCAAUGUAGAUCUUUAUUCUCCCCAACCCCCUUCUUAAUAUAGAUCUUCACUCGCCCUUUAUUCCCCGGUGGUGGGAGAGGAGCACCAUUUUGUGGUUCGCCUAUGUGCCAAAUGUCUUGAGCCAGCCCUGCCACAGCUUUCCCCAAGGCUGCCCACCAGGGAAUUGGGUUGAAAAGAGCCCUUCCCUAUUGCCCUAGUAGGAGAUCAUGUAUAUUUGAUACACUUCCAUCCCAUCCUACUUUUGAGGAGCUCUUGAGAGCAGCCCAUGCAAGGAGCCUCUUUUCUCCUUAUAACAGCUCUGGAAGAUGUGCUCAGCUUGAGAGAGAGCACUCAAUUAAAUUGUGGGUGGAUAGGGUCCCAGCUCUCUCCACUGUAAGCAAAACACUUAGCCAUUACAUAUCCUGCUGGCUCCCAGGAAGUUUCCUGUCUCUGUGUUUGUUUGUUUGUGAUUUGAUUUUCUUUCUUCUUAGUCUUUCAUAUUAAAAGUGUGAGCUUGGUGGGGAAGAGCGGGGAAGUAUAAAUGCAAAGAUAAUAAUGUAUUGGGCCACUUGGAACUGUCUCUUGAUAUUUAAAGUAAAAUCAAUGCUCCCUCCCCGCAAUACACACAUACACACAUUUUACUUCUCCAAGUUCUUUACACCUGUUACUUUACUUGCAAACUCUUGAGAGGUGGGCAUGUAUUUUGAAGAACAUGUUUGUGUGUGUGAAGAACGUGUGUUGGCUGUAAAGCAACUCUAGUCGCGGGGGGUGGGGCGGUGAGGACAAAAAUUUCCCUCCAAUCUUGUUGCUCUUUCCCCUGCUAACAUUGCAUAUGUAGAUUAACCCUGUUUCUAAUAUAACAGGAAAGCGAAUGCUACAUUUUUUAAAUGUUUCCUGGCUUUGGAAGCUUUGGAAAAUUGGAGUCAAGCCACUCUCUUUCCCCAAAGGUUCUUGAGGGAUGCUUUUUUUUGUUUUUUUGCUAAAGCCCAAAACAUUGGUUUGUCUUGUUUCUAUUGCCUUGCCUGCAAAAGCUGGAACAAACAAGGGAACGAGCAGCAGCAAGGGAGAGAACAGCCCAGUCCAAGAUGCUAGAUUUGGAAACUCAACUGAGCAGGACAAAGACGGAACUGAAUCAGCUGCGGCGGAGCAAAGAUGAUGUGAGUGGCUUUCUGCAGCAGCACAGCUCUCUUAACUCUCUUAAGGACUUUUAGAUCCAUCCCAUCUUGUGUUUUGAUAGGGAGGCAAAGAAGUAGAUGAGUGUGGGUUGGUUGGUUGGUUGGUUUUUGGGAUUUUUCUAAUAGGAUGGAGGACAGGGAACUGAUUGGGAGCAUAGAAGAUAUGCUAAAUUGGUUAGCAGGCUGGAAUUUCUGCUUGGCAUGGUGAACUGCUACUUGCUUAUUUGAAGAAUCCAUAAUGGAUCUGGUGUAGAAAUGGGUUGAGUGUGGCAGUGAUUUCCCCCGCUUCAACCAUUUUGUUCGUCCUCAUGCAGGCAGAGUGUCGGUAUGAAAGCCGCCUCCAUGACCUGAAGGAUCGUCUUGAACAGUCUGAGAGCACCAACCGAAGCAUGCAAAGCUACGUGCAGCUCCUCAAGUCCUCUUAUGCCAAUGUCUUUGGAGACAGUGCCUUAUCUUCCUCCCCGAUUCGUCCUCGAUCUCCACUGUGAUCAAACCUUGUUCCUUAACUUCCAGGACCCUCUUGCUACAGGCUCGGCUGGGUGGACCUAUUUCAAAGCCAUAUCUGAUUUUGGAACUUAAGUAGCUCAGGGUCUUCAUCAUAUUGUUGGGGUGGGAGAUUCAUCCUGCCUUUAUGUCGGUGAUAUGGUGGCAUUAAGGGCUGCAUUGUGUAUCAUAAGCCAUGUUAAAGCGGGCCAACAAGGGGCACAUUUACCACCCCUUCUUGUCUUUUAGUGCCUUACAGAGGUUUUGAAAGUAACCUGCAGUGUUUUAAUCAUCUUUUAAUUUUAUUAAUGUUUUAUGUAUGAUUUUCUCACUAUGCCAUGAGUUUCAAAUAUCAUGUUUGUUGAAUGCAGAACAAAAUAUUUAGGUUUUUUUUAUAUAAUAAUAAAAAUUGUCAUCUGAAAAAUUGUGAACCCAUGAAAGGUUGUGUCUGCUAGCAGCAUGCCUUUGGCCAGACAUAGCUGGUGUGAAAACCAUUCCUUUUUCUUUUAAUUACAUUAUUCCAGUUUUUCUAGGGGUGAGUAUCAGUUUAAAGGUGUGAUUUCAGUAAUUGUGUAUGUGAAGGAGAAAAAGCACCCGCCCUGCUUUUUAAAGAAAGGUGUUUCAUACUAUCUGUACUCUUGUAAAGGUUCCUGGGAUCCAUUUUUCCAGAGCUGCAUAUCUCUGAUCACUUGUGAUUUUCAUGUGUGACUUUUGUGUUGAGCAGUAAUGUUUUGUUUGUAAAAUAUCCCAUGAUUUUUUGUUUUCAAUCUCUAUGUGUCUCUGUUAGUUUUAGCUUCCGUAAGUGAUGAAUAACAUCUCUGUUCCUGCUUCCGUGCUGCACAUACUGAUACUCACUACAUUGGGGCAUGAGCAGGGGUCAGCAAGGUUUGUCUUGCCUGGGCCAGAUCGGUCCUGCGGAGAUCCCUCCAUGGGCUGGAGCACGCGCACAUCCCCACUAUUUUCUGCUUCUGCACAGACGCGAUUUUUGGCGCUGCGGAAGCGAGUCCCCGCACCACGCUGAUUUAGCGCAGCGUGUGAGUGGGCAGCUCGGUUCGGGGGUGGCUCAUGGGCCGGUCAAAUGACCUCCGCGGGCCACUACCGGCCCAUGGGCCUUAGGUUGCUGACCCCUGGGCAUGAGCUUGCUAGGCUACUCAUGAGUGAGUUUCUGUAAAACCGCAUUGCUAAUUCAAAUUGAGGAGCCUUGUCCUCUUCAGCAUCUGGGGAUCCUCCAUCCAAGGGUGUGAAUUAUUUCCAACCUUAGGCAAGAGUGUCAGCCUCUUGUUGGGAGCUGGAUGGGCUUCAAGUCUUAGCACCAACUACCCCCUUGGAAAACGACUGUUUUCUGUCUUCCUGCCCUCCAGAAAUGAAACCAAGCUGACUGGUCAAACUGUCCAGAAUUCAAGAGAGGAGGGUAGAGUCUUUCAUUUUGAUGAACAGGUCUAUGUUUUGUUGUUGUUUUAUAACUUUAUAAUAUAUGCAUAUACAAU